This is a messenger RNA of Beta vulgaris subsp. vulgaris (sugar beet), 998 nucleotides long. RefSeq names its product lectin. The record is from RefSeq and is a predicted model, not a curated record. The transcript has 3 exons. NCBI's taxonomy places the organism in Eukaryota, Viridiplantae, Streptophyta, Magnoliopsida, Caryophyllales, Amaranthaceae. Bases 94 to 630 code for a protein of 178 amino acids.
AUGUACUCCAAAUGAUUGGUGAAACCUAAAGUAAUUAACUAAAACUCUCGUCAAAAAAAGAAAGUGGAAAAGUAACUAAAACUUUUAACUUAAAUGGUGAAGAAGGCAUUGAAGACAGAGGAACUCUUCUUUGAACACAAGAGAAAGAAAAAAUGGUUUGAUAAGAAGGAUGGAAGUUGUGGUUUCAUGUUAUAUGCUCGAUCCUUGUUCGUUACUUUGGGUCAUCUGCAGUAUUGGUCUUGGAACAGCUUCAAAGAUACUGAUGAUGAUAACAUUGAAGUCGCGAAGCUGAUGAGCGUGUGCUGGCUUGAUGUGCGAGGAAAAUUGGCGAUGUCGGAGCUAUCAGCAGGAGUAACUUAUGAGUGUGUGUAUGUUAUUAAGUUAACAAAAUCAGCAUCUGGGUGGGAGCUUCCACUUAUGCUAAGAUUAAAUGUGCCAGGUGAAGAAACUAAGAUAAGGCAAUUUAGUUUAUUGAUGAAACCAAGAGGAGAAUGGUUUGAGUUAAAUUUGGGUACUUUCCAAGCAAAAGCUAAUGAAAUUGGAGAGGUGUGUUUUGAUAUCUUUGAACAUGGAGGUCAUUGGAAAACCGGGCUCAUCAUCAAAGCUGCUAUUAUUCGACCCAAACACUAGCUAGUUGCUUAUUUUAUUUACAAUAGUGUGUUUAGGUUGGAGGUAACAUAUUGCUCCCUCUGUUUUUUUUUAUUACAUUGUCUUUUGCACAAGAUUGUACGCAAUGUCAAUCUCAAGUUUCUUAAAGGUUACUUUUUGAGCCCAUUUAUUUAUAAAAUAAAGGAGAAAAGUGAAAAACAAUAAAAAUAUAUUACCUUUUGAUGGGUCAAGUACUUUAAAUAAGAUAAGUUUAAACAAUAUAGUAAUUAAAAAGAAACAACCAUUUAAGGAAAAAACAGUUUUAAAAACUCGGAGGGAGUAAUGUAUAUAGGGGGUAAUAAGUAAUUUGAGUUAUAAUAAGGAAGAUGAUGUCGUGUAGAGGUGUUACA